Messenger RNA from Pyricularia grisea, 2043 nucleotides. RefSeq lists its product as uncharacterized. The coding region runs from base 1 to 2043 and encodes 680 amino acids. Lineage: Eukaryota; Fungi; Ascomycota; Sordariomycetes; Magnaporthales; Pyriculariaceae. The record is from RefSeq and is a predicted model, not a curated record. The transcript has a single exon.
AUGGACCCCGGAACCUACAUCGCAGUGGCCGAGAUCGCCUUCCGAACUGCCUCCUUUGCGAUCCGGACCUUUCGCAACGGGCUCAACUUCAGCAAGGACGCAGAACAGCUCGUCCUCCGCUUUGAGCUGGAACGUUUCCGACUGCAGCUGUGGGGGGAAAACUCUGGCCUGGUGCCCGUGCCGGGAUCCGGCGACAGACCAAAACUCCCGCCCCGUUUGGAGCCCCUCUGCGAGGUAUUGAAGAAUCAGCUCGAGGAGAUCGCCGACCUCUUCUGUCAGCAUGGAACGCUGAGUGAUAGAUAUGGACUGGCUAGGACUGAGGAGGCGCCGACAAAGUCUGAAAGGGUUGCUGAUUUGGUUCUGCGGAUGCAGAAAUCCUUCUCACCUCGCAGGACCAGCUUGGUUAAAGAUGAGGAUGAUGAUAUCGAGGUAGAAGAGAUAGAGACAAGUCUUCAAAGAUUGGAGACCGUUGCUUCAAGUAGAUCGUCUUCUGGCUCGGCCAGAAUGACAACAUCGGCAUGGAAAAAAAUCCGCUGGUCAAUCCUAGAUCUCAAAAGGUUCGAGGCAUUAGUCUCAAACCUCUCCUCGAAAGUCUCAGCCUUGAACCAAUUACUCACAGAGGCUUCUCAGCAGCGCAAAGCCCAAGAAAACGACUCGCGCAUCAACAUCGUCCUCGUCGGGAGUGCAGUGGACCAAGAAUCGCUCAACCUGCUGCGAGCUGCCGUCAGCGGCUACCCGGACACUUCACCUGCCCGGCUGGGUGUUGAGCGCAAGGCUAUCUCGGCCGAUGUCCCCUGGCUCCCGCCCAUGCCUGCACUCCCGGCCGCGCCCUCCCAACGAAGAACCCUUAGGCUUACCGACUUUGACCUUCCAAGGGCGGGUGAGACCACUACAGCACCGUCGCGGUUCCUGGCUGCCAAGAAAGCACCCCACGGCGAUGACAACAGCCUCUUCCUCUUCGAGAAGAAAGUCUACGAUCGAGGCAUCAAGCCGGACGACAAGCGGAAGCUCACGGAGCGCAUCCAGCGUCUAGUCUUACUGCUGAGCAAACCCAAGGGCCCGUCGUUCUUGACCCUGGUGGCCGAGGGCUGCAUCCAAGACCCAGAGCACUACUGCUGGUGGCUCGUCUUCCGCUAUCCCUUGCCUUUGCUGCCCUCGCCCGCAAACCAGCCCAGCCACCGCACACAAACCCCGGUAUCCCUAUUAACCCUCCUUGACCCCCGCGCCAAGUUCCGCCCGCCGCUCGAACAGCGAUACAUGCUAGCCUCGCGGAUAACCAGCACGUUCUCCGAGCUCUUCUCCUCCAGCUGGCUGCACAAGGGCAUACGCAGCGACAACAUGGCAUUCCCCGCACUGGCAUCACCAUCCUCGUCAUCAUCAUCAUCAUCAUCCCCUUUUGUCCUCGACGCCGAUCAACUCUCCAGAAUCGGCGGCACAAACACAGUUCUGUCCUCGCUUGUGGUGUGCGGCUUCGACUACUCCCGGCAGGAGAGCGAGGCCGCGACCAUCGACCAGGCCAGGUCGUCGGGGGACGUGGCGACGGCCAUGUACCGGCACCCGCGCUACCAGGGCGUCGCCGCGCAGGGCUACCGACUCGAGUACGACCUGUACUCGUUGGGCUUGGUGCUUCUUGAGAUUGCGCUGUGGAGGCCGCUUUCGAGCUUCUUGGAGGGGAAGCCGGCCGGCGCGGCGGUGCAGAAGGCUGGGAAGAGCAUCUUUGCCGCGGCCGCUGCGGUGGGUGAUCGGAGGGAAGAGGUGAGGUUGUCGAGGGAUAUGACGCUGUUUCAUACGCCGCAUGCUCUGCUGCUCAAGAAGUUGGUCCUGCGACAUGUCGACUCGGAGCUGGCUUUUCGUGUCGGGUCGCCGUAUCAUCGUGCUGUCGUGUAUUGUCUCAGGGCGGCGGAUGUGUAUGAUGAUGAGAAUGGCAAUGUGAAAGACCUGAGUGAUGAGGGGGAUCUGGCGUCGCAUCCUGCUUUAGAGUUUUAUAAUCAGGUGGUUGUUCCUUUGGCGCGCCUUUCUGCUGCCGCGGCGGAAAGUGGAUAA